AUGUCCCAAAUGCAGUUUUCAUCCGAUGACGAGCUUAACCAUGCUCCGGUUCCUCCGCCGCCAUCAGCUGGCCCCAGGACAACCUCUCCACCGGAUACCGCCUCCAAGCCCCACGUUUCAUCUCGCGGGCGCCGGUCUGCGCAAGCAACCCCUCGCACGCCAAGACGCCGAGGUUUACCCUCACCUCCACCGGCGAGGACUCCAGCUUCCUCCCCGGCAUCCUCCUAUCGUUCGGCCGUACCAACGAUUCCGCCUAUUGGGAAGUGGACAGUCUUGAGUCUGAGACAAGCGCUGAUAAACUCUGAUAUUCAGCCCUCGCGCAGGAUGACUAAAGCGCAACUAUACAACUUAUACGUUACCUUGCAAUCAUCAAAUCUCUCUCCUAAAUCCACCCCAGGUUCCAAGGCGGCCAGCAGGCCGGGAAAAUCUCGUGAGGCCCCGAAUUCGCCUCGCCCGACUCCGCCACCUUCCCGUGCAAGAUUCGGUUUGCCGCACGCUUCAGCCCGCGGCGCCAGGAUUUCUGCGAGCCUGGGUCGCGCUCCAGAUUCCACCGCCACGAGACCUCACUCGCCUCCCGCUUCAGCUGAGCUUUUCAGCACGGCGCUUCCCGCCGCAGUGCCAUACACAGCUGGGCCCGCCGGGUCACCCUCUGCCUCCCAGUGUUUUCCUCCUGCUGUUUCUAACUCUUUUCCUCUGCAGUGGCCUCCGGCUCCCAUAGCAGACGCUAGCGUGAGGCUGCCUCCGCUAGCGGUGCAGGCUCAAACUUUCCACCACCUUCCCGCGACUACUGCUAACCCCUCCCAUUUUCAGUGGCCUGCAGCUCAAGCAACCCCACAGGCCGACUUAAGCGUGAGGCUGCCUCCGCCGAUAGUCGCAGCCCAGGCUUCUCUCCCUUACAGCUCUCUCUUAAAUGCCAAAUCACAAUAUUCUCUUUUCACAGCUACCCCGAUGCCAGUCCCACCAAACGCUGUCGCUCUGGAGCCUCCCCCAGUGACUCAAAACAUCCGAGCACAGAUUCUGGCAGCUCACCACCCGGACUCUGACUUCACUGAAUAUCUGCUGUCUGGCCUACAACACGGUUUUAAACCGGGAGUGGUUUGUCCGCUCUCCCAAAACAUAAUCUGCGAUAAUCUCCAAUCGGCUCUCGCCGAGCCCAACGUGGUAGACAACCUGAUUAAAAAAGAAGUCGAGUCAGGCUUCAUGAUUGGCCCUUUUGCCGAGCCUCCUUUCAAAGUUUUUCGCAUUAGCCCCAUUGGAGUGGCUACGAGAAAGUUUUCAGGUAAGAAACGCCUCAUAGUCGAUCUGUCAGCUCCACAUAAAUCCCUGUUCCCAAGCAUUAACAGCCUGAUCCCACUCGACGAAUUUUCUCUCAAAUAUCACGACGUAGAUCACGCAGUCGACCUCAUAAAAAUCGUGGGUCGGGGUGCCUGGCUCGCAAAAAUUGACAUCACUUCGGCUUUUAAAGUGAUGCCCAUCCACCCGGAUUCAUGGCACUUAUUCGGAGUGCGCUGGCAUGGGAAAUUCUAUUUCGCCGUACGCUUAACUUUUGGAUGCAAAAGCAGCCCCAAAAUUUUUGACAUGCUAUCUGAAGCCAUUUGCUGGAUCUUGUUAAACAAUUACGCGAUUCCUCACCUCAUUCACCUGCUGGACGAUUUUCUAAUAAUUUCGCCUCCCGGCGCCAUUCCAGCAGCCCAGAUCCUCACAGUUCAAAGAGUAUUUGCCGAGCUCGGAAUUCCCAUCGCCCAGGAAAAAACCAUGGGUCCCGCCACAUCCAUCGAGUUCCUUGGCAUUAAGCUAGAUUCAGUUAAAUACCAGGCCUCCCUGCCCAAGGAAAAAAUCGAUAGAAUAAUCCUCAUCUCAUCUACCCUCGUAGACAGUUCAAAGUGUUCCAAACGCGAACUCCUAUCCAUGCUCGGCCACUUAAACUUCGCCAUGCGCAUUAUUCCACAAGGCCGCCCUUUCAUUUCUCAUCUCCUCUCUCUCGCGUCUUCAGUUCACGCACUAGAGGAUCUCAUUUCCCUAACUCCAGCAUGCCACGACGAACUCAGGCUAUGGAUAACUUUUCUUAAACAGUGGAACGGCCUAUCAUUUUUCUAUAAGGAUCUAAUUUCCUCCCCCAUCGACAUCCAGCUGUUCACAGAUGCAGCCCCCUCAGUCGGCUUUGGGGGGUUCUGCCAAGGACGCUGGUUCGCGUCUACGUGGCCCCCCCAAAUACAGGACACGCUACAGUCCUCCGCAUUAUUCGAGCUCUACCCUCUCGUAGUAGCAGCCUUCCUGUGGGGGAAAGAAUGGACUGCUAGCAGUAUCGUAGUGCAUUGUGACAAUGAAGCUACAGUCCAGUGCAUUAAUAAAGGCCGUUCCCAUUCACCCGCACUGAUGCCACUUCUAAGACGUCUAAUCUGGAUUUCAGCAUGUGAUCAAUUUAUCUUAAUUGCUAAACACAUCCCCGGGUCAAAAAACCAAAUUGCUGACUCUCUGUCUCGCUUUAUGUUUCAGAAAUUCAGGAUGCUGGCUCCAGAGGCAGACAAGCUACCAACUCCAGUACCUCAUUAUUCGGAAUUAAUAUUCCCAUAACCCACCCGCAAAAAUCCCUCCUCAACAUAUCGCUCGACACCAUUCUCCAAGCAGUUUCCCCCAGAACUCUCCAAUCCUAUGUGACCGCAUGGAGAUGUUUUAAAGCCUUCCACCUUUCUUACAACACGCCAUUCCCUGAUUUUUCCCUCCUUACAAUUACCUCCUUCAUCUCUUACCUUAACAGCGUUAAGAGCCUCCAAGUCGGGUCCAUCAAAAGUUACUUAAGCGGCAUCCAAUUUUUUCACAAAUUGAUUCACGGCGCCCCCUCACCGGAGAUAAAUAAUUCACAAACCUCCCUCUUAAUUAAAGGCAUCCAACGAUCCCAGCCCACCCGCCCGGACACCAGACAACCCAUAACGUUAGAUAUUCUUACUAAAUGCAUUCAUACCCUCCGCUCAGGCUACCGAUCC
This is a messenger RNA of Rhinichthys klamathensis goyatoka, 2984 nucleotides long. RefSeq lists its product as uncharacterized. The transcript has 3 exons. The record is from RefSeq and is a predicted model, not a curated record. NCBI's taxonomy places the organism in Eukaryota, Metazoa, Chordata, Actinopteri, Cypriniformes, Leuciscidae. The coding region runs from base 1 to 2574 and encodes 857 amino acids.